Huiozyma naganishii CBS 8797 is the source of this 1077-nucleotide messenger RNA. Its product is annotated as reverse transcriptase family protein. Bases 1 to 1077 code for a protein of 358 amino acids. The transcript has a single exon. The record is from RefSeq and is a predicted model, not a curated record. Lineage: Eukaryota; Fungi; Ascomycota; Saccharomycetes; Saccharomycetales; Saccharomycetaceae.
AUGGAACAGUAUCUCACAGAUCGAGAAGCUCAAUUGUCAUUAGCAAUGAGUUGGUUAAAGGAGGCAGUGUCCAAUAUCAAAAACCAAGUGGUGGCCUCCCCUUCAUUUAACGGACCCAGUAACAACGCCAUGACGAUCAUACCGCCAGAUAAGGAAGUCGUCUCAAUUUCUAUCGGAACUGUUAAAACAAAAGAGUUACGAGACAAUCGAGACAAUCAGAGUACAGAAUGUUGUCUGUUCCUUGUCCACACUGCUACGACAGAAUCGGAAAACGCACACACCGUGACUGACACCGAGUCUGUCCAGACUAUUAAGGCGCAAUACAAAAACGUAAUUGCGUCAUCCUUACCCCUACGCACGACGUAUACUGGUAAGAUCCAACACGUCAUUGACCUUAUUCCCGGUACUUCUCCUACACAUAGUAGACCGUACCGGAUGUCGGGGGAGAAGAAACAGGAACUUUCAAAACAAAUCAGAGAACUCAUUCGAGACGAAAGAAUCUUUCCUACAACGUCACCUUAUGGUGCGCCUGUGUUAUUUGUGAAAAAGAAGGAUGGUACGAGACGACUAUGUGUGGACUAUCGAAAACUCAACAGCCACACGAUCAAGAGCCGAUUCCCUUUACCACUUAUUGACAAUUUAUUUGACCAGUUAGCAGGAGCCAAAUUCUUUUCGUCCCUCGAUUUGAUCUCUGGAUACCACCAGAUUCCUAUAAAGGACCAAGACCGUAUGAAAACAGCGUUUUUGACGCAUGAAGGACAAUUUGCAUGGCGUGUGAUGCCCUUCGGGCUUACCUCAGCGCCUUCCACGUUCCAAAUGCUCAUGAAUGGUGUACUACGCGAUUACCUUAACAAAUUCGUUGUUGUCUACCUUGAUGACAUCCUCGUCUACUCCCCAUCUAAGGAGCAACACGCCGAACAUCUCAGCCUAGUUUUGGACCAUCUUCGGGCCGUGCAUUUAACCGCUAAGGAAUCGAAAUGCAGUUUUUUCAAACGACAGAUCCACUUCCUAGGACAUAUGAUUGACGGUACCGGGAUUCACAUGGACAACACGAAACUUACCGCUAUUACCAGCUAG